CAUUUCCAUCAUUUCCCAAGAAAACGAAGAUGGCGGCUGUUGUAGAGAGAGUAGAUGUAGGCGUAGAAGCUCCGGAUUCUGAUUCUGUUUCUCCUAGAUUGGCCACUCCGCCACCAGAUCAACCACAUCAGAACAAUCCACUGUUAGGACUUCCUAUAGUGGCCAUCGAGACGAUUCUGAAUUUCAUGUCUUACGAUGAAAUAAGCUUGCUACGCCUGGUAUGUAAGCGCAUGGACGUGAUAAACCAGCGUAUGCUGAACCAGGGUUUCAUCAAGGUGGAGCGCUACCACAGCCUAUGCCAGAAACAGGUCAAGGCUCAGUUGCCAAGGAGGGAAUCAGAGCGAAGGAACCACUCACUUGCACGUCAUGCGGACAUCCUUGCUGCCGUGGAAACGCGUCUCUCCCUGCUCAACAUGACCUUCAUGAAAUAUGUUGAUUCAAACCUGUGCUGCUUCAUACCCGGAAAGGUGAUUGAUGAGAUCUACCGCGUGCUGCGAUAUGUAAACUCCACGCGGGCCCCCCAGCGUGCUCACGAGGUCCUGCAGGAGCUGAGGGACAUCUCUUCCAUGGCCAUGGAGUACUUCGACGAGAAGAUCGUCCCCAUUCUGAAGAAGAAGCUUCCGGGAGCAGACCUCUCAGGCCGUCUCAUAGGCUCUGCCCCUGUGGCAGGCCCUUCCACCUCCCUGACUACCAUGUCGUUGCUGGCGAAGAACACACCGUCGCGCUCGGAGAUGACCAAGGUGCAGCAGCAGGUUAAGGUGAACGGUGCGUCCAUGACGGCGCUGCGGCGCGAGAUGCAGGAGGUGCGCGUCAAGCAGCUGGAGCAGCAGAAGCAGCUGCAGGACCAGGAGCAGAAGCUGCUGGAGCAGUCGCAGGUCAUCGGCGAGCAGAACGCGCGGCUGGCGGAGCUCGAGCACAAGCUGCGCGAACUGAUGGACCGUGCCGUGGGUGGCGGGUCGGCUGCAACUUCGGCAGCAACAAUGGCGCGGGCCUCCGCCUCUUCGUCAUCAUCCUCCUCCUCCCCGACAGCUGUGGCUAGUACAUCUGCAGCGACAGCGGCUGCUGUGGCGGCAGCAGCAGCUGCAUCGGGCGGUGCAGUUUCAGACGGCGCUGAGGAGGAUGGGCUCCCGUCUCUCAAGCGAUCCAGGAAGAGCCUGGAUUUCCCGCGUCAGUCCAAACGCCUGCGCAGCAAGAAGUAGAUGGACAUUACGGUGUCGUUGUUGUGUUGUGUUAUUGGUUCAAUUAUGAUCUUUUUGUAGCUUUUAUUUUUCCCCUGUCAGUACUUUGCAUCCACGUGUGUCUGUAGAGGUCAUAUGGAUGUGAAUUUGGAGAGGGAGAGUGAGAACUGACAGUGCCCAGGUUGUCUCAGUCCAUUUCUCAUGUUAAGUCUACUGCUCUGAUGCUCCAUCACACAUACGUAGUAGCACAUACAGACAUCAACCCAUCAACUCUUCUCUUUUCUUUUUUUUUUUUUAAAUGUAAUUUUUAUUUCAUGUUUUUGUUUCUGGAGGGGUGGGUGGGGCAUGAAUGAAUCACCACACAGAAGAUGAAAAAUGUUUUUCUCAGUGCCAUGUAUAGAAAGAGUAAGCCCUGAAGCAAAUCUAGAACGCAGGAUAAGAAGUAAGGCCCCGCUGGUGUUAAAAGAACUGCCUGCUUGUCAGUCAUUGCUGUACGUAACCUCUGUUUAAGUGAGGCACAUGAAUAGGUGGCCCUCUCAUUGUGGUGAAGUUGUGUAGAUGGUUAUGUGCCUUUUUGUGGGCACUAUUAUGUAGCGUUGACCACAGACUGUGUGGCCAUGUCUGUGUGCAUGUGUAUAUAGAUAUUUAAACCUUAUGACUCAAAUCACCAGUCCGAUUAGGAGAACACUCUGAUGCCUGGUGUCCAGGGUGAUAUAGUGGUUUUUUUCUUCUGCGAAUCAGAAAUUAACUUAGUUGUUCAUCCAGUGGAGCUUUGUCUAAAUAAAGCUAACUAUGUAGUCGAGAGCUUCUGAAGGUAUAGGCCCAUCUGUCAUAUCAUGGAGGGUGGGGCUUUGAAUUUACUUCACCCCUGUUAUCUUGUUCCAGUUAAAGCGAAAACAUCAACUACUGACCCAGGACCACAUGGUGGAGUGUGUCACUGUUUGCCUGUGUCCAUGGCGGUCAACGAAUACAAUGAACCCAGCCCUGUAUUGGUGCAAUAUAAAUGGCUGAUUUGAUUUCUCUUUUCUUUCGUUUAGUGUUAUCUCUUUGUGCUUUGACAACUUUGGACAAGUUCACACUCAUGUUGCAAAGGUUUCUUCUUUUUUUCAAAGUGCUGGAGAAAUGACUCUUGUACUGUCUAGAAGAAUAUGUCGUCUUCGUCGUACACUGUCUUUGCAUUUGGGGGUUUCUCCGUAGCUCUGGCUGCUGCUUCUGCAGCUCCAAUGUUAUUGCAGAUGUUAAGCUUCAUACACUGAGAAAUGUGGUCAUUUGUAAAUAUUCCCCACUCACGGUCACCAGAGUAAUAUCCAGGAUUCUACUGGCAGUUGAAAAUGAUCUAGAACAAUCAAUGUCAGUUUUCGCACCUUUUUGGAAGCAACUCUAUAUAUUUUAUGAUUUUACCAAAGUUCAGUCAAGUGAAUGCCUCAAAGUCUUGAAGCAACACAGUGCUAAUAUGGCAUUUGUCAAAUUAUUGUCGUUUGUUAAUUGAAGAUGGGGUGUUUUAUAUGGAGUCUGUGAGCUGUUUUCACGUAGUCCAUCACCAAUGAAAAGAAAUUGGCCACAUAUGAUGUUUUGUGUAAUGCCAUCACCAACUCAUCAAAUCACAAAAACUGACUUUUGUCUUGGUCUUUUGGAAUGCUAUCUGUGUAUAAAUACAUUGUCGAGAAAACAGUCACUUUGGAAGAACUUAUAAUAUUGCCAAAUGGCUUCUAUGCCCCUCUUUAUCAGCAGUCAAUGGUGGGCUUGGGAAGUAAAGAGACAGACUGUGGUCCGGUUCCUUUUGUUUUUCUCUUGAGGUAAAUGGUCUGGGGGGGGGGGGGGGAGAAAUCUUCUUUAAUGUAAGGGUUUUGUUGCUAAAUGACCUGCACACAUAUUGCCUUGAUCAGUUGUUUUGUGAUCCCAUCCUCUGGAUCAGAGCAUUUGUUUGGGGUGACCUAACACCCACAGGGCAGCAGUCUCCAGCCAGCCUGCCCUGUUGUCUCUCUAUCCCUUGGAAGUGGGUGGUGCUGAAACAGACAGGGAUAUUAAUAAACUCCCCCUUCCAAUGGCAUGAAGCGGUCCUUGGCACUGGUUUCCUUUGCUGAUGUAUUCUGGGAAAUGCAGUAUACCACUGAAAAGGUCGGACUAGACUCAAAAAGAGGGCGCGUGAAGCGACUGAAGGGAUGUGCGCAAACAUACAUUUAAACGUGUGGCUUAAUGCGAGACUGUGUCUCAGUUUAGAAAUGACUGUACUGUAAACUUUAUGUAUUUCAAAUUUAGAUUGUGGAAUUAUUUCAUGUAUGUAAAAGGAAUAAAACCUAAUCUUGUAAUCGAGCCUGGUCUGGGCUUAAACACAUGGUUUGUUGCACACAUUACUGUUACAAAUGUACAAAUGAAACCUAUUAAACAAAAUUAACGUAUCAACA
Clupea harengus (Atlantic herring) is the source of this 3583-nucleotide messenger RNA. RefSeq names its product F-box protein 28 (gene fbxo28). Gene Ontology annotation, biological process: protein polyubiquitination. The record is from RefSeq and is a predicted model, not a curated record. NCBI's taxonomy places the organism in Eukaryota, Metazoa, Chordata, Actinopteri, Clupeiformes, Clupeidae. Gene Ontology annotation, molecular function: protein binding.